AUGGUGGUCAGAUCCGAACACACGAUCGACAUCCCUCAACACAGCUUUCCUACCCUGAUUUUUGGGGACCCAGAAGACAUUCUCCCCGACGACAAGCCAUAUCUCCUCGACCAUGUCAAUCCAAAAACGCGUCAUUUCACGCGUCACACGUUUCGAUUAUGGAGCCAACGUUUCGCUGCUGGUCUACGAAAAGCGGGCCUGACCAAAGGUGACAGGGUAGUCGUAUUCGGCACAAACAAUCUCUUCUACCCAGUGGCGUUUAUGGGUGUGAUAAUGGCCGGUGGCAUAUUCAGUGGUUGUAAUCCGACUUAUUCGGCACUGGAAUUGGCACAUCAAAUCAAGGACUCAGAUCCGAAGUUUGUGCUAAGUCAAGGCGGCGAUGUGAUGAAAACAUGCCUGGAAGCAGCGACGAGAGUGGGAAGGGGUCAUGAAAAGCGAACUUUUGUCUUUGACGAUCGCCAUUUUGAUCUAGGACAAUGUAAGAAGGCUCAAUCGCAGGAUGGAGACUUUGACUGCCCCCAUUGGAGUUCAUUGAUUGUGUCGGAAGGAGAAGGUGGAAAUUUCGCAUGGGAUCCAUUGACGGGACCCAACGAAGCUCGAGAUACGACUAUGGCACUAAAUUACUCCUCGGGCACAACGGGGCUCAGUAAAGGAGUCGAAAUCACCCACGGCAACUACGUCGCAAAUGUCUUGCAGUACAACCACACCAUUAGCCAGGACGUGGAAUAUGAACGGAAACACCGAAGUAAAGAAAAAUGGCUCUGUUUCCUACCCUUAUAUCAUGCCAUGGCACAAAUGCUUUACUUGGGUGUGGCUCAAUACCGUCGCACGCCGGUUUACAUGAUGGAGAAAUUCGACUUUGUGACGGUUUUGCAGAACACGGAGAAAUAUCGUAUCACGCAUCUGAUCCUCGUACCGCCGGUUGUGAUUAUGCUCGCUAAACGUCCUGAGACAGAGAAGUUUGAUCUUAGCUCUGUGCGAAGCGUUGGAUCUGGAGCUGCGCCAUUGAGUAGAGAGGUAUCGGAAGAAGCUGAGAAUUUGUGGCCAAAUGGUGCGAUCAAUAUCAAGCAAGGAUGGGGGAUGACCGAAUGCACAUGCACAGUACUAGGUUGGGAUCCAAGUAAAAUCAGCAACAGCCACAGCGUAGGCUGGCCCAACGCCAAUUCCGAAGCAAAAAUCAUGUCGUUACCUGACGAAUAUUCAAGCGAACCAUCUGCUACCACAUCCGAGGCCAAAGAAUUAGGACCAAAUGAAGAUGGCGAGCUCUGGGUACGAGGGCCUCAGAUCAUGAAGGGAUACUGGAGAAACCCCAAGGCAACCGCGGAAACAUUGACACCAGAUGGGUGGUUACGAACGGGUGAUAUCGGUUAUUACGACAACGAAAACAAAUUCUUCAUCAGUGGACGGCUGAAAGAACUCAUCAAAGUGAAGGGUAUGCAAGUCGCGCCGGCAGAACUGGAUGGUGUCUGCCUCGAGUCUGAAGGGGUGGCCGACGCAGCUGUUGUGGGGGUUACUAUCAAUGGGCAGGAACAUCCCCGUGCGUAUAUUGUCCUCAAAGAGGGAGUUGCAGCGUCAAAAUCGAUAUCGGAUCGGAUGACUGGGGAAGUAAACGCAAAGCUGUCGCACCAUAAGCGGAUUACUGGUGGAUUGGUAUUCGUGGAUACAUUGCCGAAGAAUCCUAGCGGGAAGAUUCUGCGACGCCUUUUGAGAGAGCGUGCUCAGAAAGAGGUACAGUCAAAGCCAGAAUUUAUAAAGGCAUCAUUAUAG
Messenger RNA from Talaromyces marneffei, 1767 nucleotides. RefSeq lists its product as uncharacterized. Gene Ontology annotation, biological process: secondary metabolic process. Bases 1 to 1767 code for a protein of 588 amino acids. Gene Ontology annotation, molecular function: CoA-ligase activity. Lineage: Eukaryota; Fungi; Ascomycota; Eurotiomycetes; Eurotiales; Trichocomaceae. The transcript has 2 exons. The record is from RefSeq and is a predicted model, not a curated record.